Molecule: messenger RNA, 1731 nt
Organism: Penicillium coprophilum
Lineage: Eukaryota; Fungi; Ascomycota; Eurotiomycetes; Eurotiales; Aspergillaceae
Product: sulfatase family protein
Exons: 5
Coding region: 1-1731 (576 amino acids)
Biological process (GO): phenol-containing compound metabolic process
Molecular function (GO): arylsulfatase activity; N-acetylglucosamine-6-sulfatase activity; glycosaminoglycan binding
Source: RefSeq, a predicted model, not a curated record
AUGAAGUUAAAAAUCCUCGUUGCCUUCGGCUGUUUGGUAGCCGGUAUGACUACAGAUACCUCUGAGGAUUCCAGUGUAUCAGACCAGCUUCUCCCUACGCCAAAGCCCAAUUUUCUCUUCAUCAUGACCGAUGACCAAGAUCUGAAAUUAGACUCGCUCUCCUACACGCCAUUGACUAUGAAGCAUAUGGCACAGAAAGGCACAACCUUCGCCAAUCACUUCGUUACUACCGCUCUGUGCUGUCCGUCUCGUGUCAGUUUGCUCACUGGACGUCAGGCACAUAAUACUAACGUAACCGACGUCCACCCACCCUGGGGAGGAUAUCCCAAGUUUAUUGAGCGUGGGUUCAAUGAGAACUAUCUUCCCGUCUGGAUGCAACAGGCGGGCUAUGAUACUUACUACACUGGAAAGUUGAUGAACGGUCAUUCUCUUGAGAAUUACAACAGCCCGUACCCUGCAGGUUUCAACGGUUCAGACUUUGUUCUAGACCCUUACACCUAUGACUAUAUGAAUGCCACGUACCAGAGGAAUCACGAAGCCCCCGAGAAUUAUCUGGGACGUCAUACCACCGAGGUUCUGCGCGAGAAGGCGAUGGGAUUCCUAGACGACGCAUUAGCUGGUGAACGACCUUUUUUCAUGACUGUGACACCCAUUGCUCCGCAUUCGAACAUGAAUGGAACGUAUGGAGGUGGCGCCGGUCCAAUGUGGAUGGACGAGCCCAUUCCUGAAGAACAUCAUAAACAUCUCUUCCCAGAUGCAAAAGUGCCCCGAACAGCAAACUUCAACCCCAAACAUCCAACUGGCGUGAGUUGGAUCCAAGAUCUUCCAUAUCGAAACCAGUCAGUGAUAGACUACAAUGACCAUUACUAUCGCCAGCGUCUUCGUGCUCUUCAAGGUGUCGACGAGCUAGUUGACAACCUCAUUACACGGCUUGAGAAAUCUGAAAAAAUCAACAACACCUUCAUUAUCUACACCUCGGACAAUGGUUUCCAUAUAUCUCAGCACCGGCUUCCUCCUGGAAAGACCUGUGGCUUUGAGGAAGAUAUCCGUGUUCCUUUCAUGAUGCGCGGACCUGGUAUCCCAGAGAACCAUGUGGAGGACUCGGUCACCACACAUAUUGACAUUGCACCCACGCUCUUCCAGCUCGCCGGACUUCAUCAGAGGUCUGACUUUGAUGGGACACCAAUGCCAACCUCCAAAACCAGUGGUGAUCUUCAUGAGCAUGUCGCAGUUGAAUAUUGGGGACAGGCAAUGCUCGAAGGUGGCUUGUCAAAUCUUGGGACCCCCACUGUACCCAACAACACCUACAAGGCUGUCCGUCUGCUUUCCACUGACUACAAUUUGUUUUACUCUGUGUGGUGUAAUAACGAGCAUGAGCUCUAUGACUUGACUGUGGACCCUUACCAGGUGGAUAAUCUCUGGAAGAGAGAUGCCCCAAAAGUGGAGAUUCUCGGACGCCCAAUACCAGAAGUAGUUCCAAGGUUGGAUGCUCUCCUUAUGGUGCUCAAGUCAUGCCGUGGCUCUGAAUGCAUCAAGCCCUGGAGUACUCUACACCCGGAUGGCUCCGUGGCGAGCCUCAAAGAUGCAUUAGAUCAUAAGUAUGAUCUUUUUUAUGAGUCCCAGCCAAAAGUCUCCUUUGGUCGCUGUGCCUAUGGCUAUGAGGUCGAUGCCGAAGGACCCCAGCAUGUUCUCGCUAUCAGAAAUGGGUACAGCUUGGAGGAUUGGAUUUAA